Molecule: messenger RNA, 285 nt
Organism: Vicia faba (fava bean)
Lineage: Eukaryota; Viridiplantae; Streptophyta; Magnoliopsida; Fabales; Fabaceae
Source: the annotation of a GenBank genome assembly
AUGCUGCUUCUUGAACCAAAGUACCUUCGCCCUCCCAUUUCAAGGUACCUUCUCUUCUCCUUAGCUUUUACUUCAAUUUUUGAUCGCAUUUUGCUUAUGAUGAGUGGUAACCCUAUUAUCAUCGAGAGUGACUCAAAGGUUAGUGUUUCUUCGUCUUCGAAAAUGGGAAUGAAGUAUGAAUCACAUUCUUUUCCCUCUGCCAGUGGGGGUAUUGAAUUAGGAAUAAUCAUUUUGAGUGAUGAUUUGAAGAUGGAAGAGUUAUCUGGAGAUGGAAGCUCUCUAUGA